CCCCGCUGCCGUUGCCUCCUCCCUCCUCCCCCAUUAGAACAACGACAACGAAGACGAGAGGACAAACAUCGGCUGCGAGCCGCUCUCCUCCAUCCGUCGUGACGCCCAUCGCCUUCCCUCCCCCCCCCAGCAGCAGCAGCAGCCGCCGCCGCCUGCAUAGCGAUGCCGAAGAGAAAGUCUUCUGAAGGGGAAGUGGCAGAGCCUCGGAGACGCUCUGCCAGACUGUCCGCGAGGCCGUCUCCCCCCAAGCCAGAGCCCAAGCCAAAGAAGACACCCACCAAGCGAAAGUCAGCGGAGGCUUCUGAGGAGAACCGGGACAAUGAGGAGGUGGAGAGGAUGGAGGAGGAGGAUGCCGCUGCCGGCGACGCCCUGGGUUCCGACGAUGUGAGCACCUCCUCGGAGAAGGUGUCCGCAGAGACCGCCCCUGCGGAGAACGGAGAGAAGAACGGCGACGAGAUGAAAGCGAAGGAGGAGCAAGCGGCGAUUGAGAAGCCGGCCGAGAAGGAGCAGCUGGCCGCCACCGUCACCACCGCCGCCGCGCAGACGCCACCGGCCUCCCAGCCCAAAGUGUCCGCGCCGGACGCGGUGAAGCCCGCUCCGCCUCCUCCGGCCAGCGCCGCCUCGCAGGCCAAGCCCACGCUCCCCCCCAACGAGCCGCCGACGCCGGCGGCCCCCCCGGCGGUGCCGGCGAAAGCCACGCCCCUCGUCCCGCAGGCCCCGCCCACCGCCCCGCAGGCUCCGCCCGUCACGGCGCAGGCCCCGCCCCCGCCGGCCAAGGCGGCGGCGGCGGGGGGCGGCCCCCCCGCGGCGAACGCGGUGGCGGCGCCGCCUCCCUCGGCCCCCCCCGCCGCCCCCCCCGUCGCCGCCCCCCCCCGCCGCCCCGCAGGCGCCGACGCUGAUCCUGAAGGCGCCGCCUCCUCCGCUGCCGCAGCAGCAGCAGCAGGCCCCGCCGUCCGUGGUGGUGCAGGCCCCGGCCCCCGCGGCGCCGGCGGCCGUGGCCGUGCCGGGCUCCGGCCCGACAAUGGUGGCGAUGCCGGGCCCUCCGCCGACUUCGGAAGGAGGCGUCAUUAAGGCGGCCGAGUAAGAACGUCGAGACGACACCAUCGUCGACGCCGCCGCCGCCAUCGUCGACGACGCAGCCGUCGUCGUCGUCAUCGACGGCACCGCCACCUUCGAUGCCCGGCUACCGUUUAUUUUAAUCGUUUUCUCUCUCUCUCUCCCGUUUUGCGUGUGCGCGCGUGUGAGACAGAUAACAGCCAUUGGAUUUUUCUCUUGCAGCUGACGCCGAUUUGUGUUGAAUCACACUAGCUUCUUUGGAUAUAAUUUUUUGUUGUUGCGGCUAGUUGCAUACAGACUUCUCUCUGUUUAGAGCAUAACCGAUUUUUAGCACCUUUCCGAGAUAGAUUUUUAUGGGUACCUUUUACCGCUAGAAUAUUGGCAGCGUUCACGAUUUUUAUUUUUUAAACGUAGAUAAUUGAGAUUUUUUUUUUUUUAGGCUAUCUGUUUGGGAUUUUUGGUUUGAUUUUAGUUUUGGCUCACUUUGAUUUUGACCUGGAAAGGCACACAGGUGUAUGAUUAUUCUUGGGGGCGGGGGAAAACAUAAAAACGAAAGUCUUACCCCGAUGCUGAAAAUGCUUUUGUUUGGUAAUGUGUAGGGCGAGUGUAGGUACGGAUGGAAUCUGAUCAAGUCUAAUGUAUCUACAUGUGAUGUUGCCUUUCUCAGUAUUAUUUAAGAAAACUCCUAGUUAUUUAACUUUAUUUCCCUGUGAGAUGUGGCAACAAAAGCAUUAAAUGGCCACAUCACCUUGUUUUGCCCAUCUCAAAUAGUUGGCAUACAAUGAAACGAGUAAUAACUUUGCAGAAAAGCUAAAUAUUUUCGGAGGGGAGCAUUUUCUGUUGGUCAAAGUAUCCGCAAUUUUGUGUUGUAUUUUCCACUACAGAGCGGGGUACAUCACCGUGCGUCCAAGGCGUUGGGUGUCCAAUGCAGGUUGAGUGUUGGUGCAUAAUAGAUUAAUCUCUUUGGGGGGGGUGAGGGUGAGGGGGGAGGUGUCAAAGCCCCAUUCACAUGUGGGCUCAUCUUCAGGCCAAAUAGUUUGGGCAUUCCGACCUUUGUAAUCCCUGCAUUUGUAGCACAUUUUAAAAUGUUUUUAUGAGUACGAACCGGGGUAAAUUUUUUUACAGUGAGCAUCACGAAUUUUAAAGUAACGUUUGAGAAUUUACCAGACUUUAUAUAUUUUUUUAGCAACAUGAUACACUCGGUGGGGGUGGUGGCCGUUGGCUCGACGUGCGCAUGUGCAUUGGGCUGGAACCGCUACACACACACCCAGGUGGCACUGACCGUGAUACUCGACAAAUUCUCUGAACCUCGGGCCAUCGGUGCUUCCAUUCUGCGAUCAAAUUUCUUGACUCGCCGCUCGGAGAAACUCGGGCGCAUUCGGAACCAGUUGGUUGUCUCCACACUCUGCCUUUAUUAGGAAAGGCAAACUUGUGUAGUAAGUGGCAGGUCUUAAUUCUGUCAGAAUUAAAACGGCAGUCCGCGGAGUCAUCAACACCGUAUUUGUUUUCUAAAUGUUUCAAUUGGAAUGGUCCAAUGGGCAGAGUUAAACAUGUUUCUGUUUAAAGUUUUUUUGAAGGCGUGAUGACGACCUGCGAUUUGAACAAUUGGAUGCGCCUCCGAUUAUCACUGUCGGCUACGUACGAUGCGAAAGAAUUUCAACGUGCUCACGCGACUGGGAGCAUCUUAGUUCUUGAGUAAAUGUUAUGGACGGAGCUGAACGGAAGGGGGAGGCCAUGAUUGCCCAACAACUUUGAGAGAGGCAAACGGAGCGUUAGCGAGGUGGUGGAACCGGACCUUGCGUGUGGCGUCCAUGCAACUCGUCCAGAUGAAUUAUACUAUCGGUCGGUGAAGUCUACGGGUGCAGUGCAUGCGUUGUUCUGUGUAAGCGGCUUGCGUGCAGCGGUGUCCUUCGCUGCGGUGUCAGCACGUGUUGCGUAAAGGUACCCACGGUGUAAGAGGAAGGUCCACGUAAAAUUAAGUCGACUUAAAAAAAAAAAUUAACCGUGUAGAGCCAGACCGAACUGUUAGCUGUUUUCCAGAGGUGAUCUUUCCACGCGUGAUAUCUUCCAAGUGGGGCUUAUCAUCAUGAUCAUCAUCACACGUGAGAAAUUAUAUUAGCAGCCAAAUAAUUUAAGUUUGAAAUGCGAAGGGGCAAGACCGUUGUAGAAAAAUCCACGCGAACGCUGAGAGGUCGCACGAACGCCAAAUACAAAGGACACUUGGGUUGGGGUCGAAUCCACGACUUCCUGCGUACCAUAAUAAUAGGGUUUUUCCCCUUUUUGCGUACCAGUCGAGGGAGAUAACAGCUCCUCGCCACCACAGCGUUAAAAUGUUCAAUCCAAACCCAUAUGUGUUGACGUCCCGGGAAAAUAUUUAGUUUUUCUUUCAUUUUUCUCUUUAAUUGGCUGUUUUUUGAUGUUAGGUUCCUUCAGUACCACUCACCUUUCGUUGGAGUUGCCCACUGUUGAUAAAUGAAAGCAGAAGUGUAAGACUUUGUCGCUAAUUUUCUGAAAUUGUGCUUUUUUUUUAUUUGGGCUCUCACUUCCCAAGCACUCUUAAGCAUUUUUAUUUUUCAAAGCAAGUUUUUGUUUAUUUGAGUAAUAUUUAACGAGCAUAAUAAAAAAAACAUUGGCGCACGUGUCCCCACCUUUGUAAAACAAAGAAAUGAUUUCUACAUUUCCAUUUGUAGCAUGGCCAACGUGUUCUAUAAAACUAAAACUCUGAAGUUUUCCUUGUAAGAGAGAAGCGGCGGCGGCGGCGGCAGCAGCAGCAGCAUUAUCAGCGGGUGUCGGAGUGCGUACCGAGUUUGUCGUGGAGAUUUGCUCGGGGAAGGCUGGCAAACGAGCGCUUGUUUCCUUAUUAGUUGUUGUGCCACGGUCGUGUUUGCGUUGGUGCUUUAUGUUGCUGGGCUGCUGUGUGGGUUUUACAUUCCAGCUUGCGUUUGUUGUGGGGGGCCGUGUUGUGAGAUGCCGCCGCUGCCGCUGCUGUUGUUCAUAAAACGACGGAGCGAUGCCCGAUGAGUUUCUCACCGCCCGAUGCCAACGGGUUUGCCGUCGCCCAUUUCGCCUGCGUUAAACAUUGGCCUCUUUACUCCGUUAGGUUGCGCCAACGCGUCUGAAAUAAACGAAACUCCUCGGGAGCUUUUGCUUCAUUCAAGUUAAGUCGUUCGGUCGUUCGGCGUAAUCGCGUCGUUCGAGACGUUCGGUCGGGGCAUUGAAGCGUAGAGGUAAAUUUUUGAACGGAGUAAAAAAAAUAUAAACGUGAAAGCCGUUUUAAUGGGCUCGUUUGAAAGUUGAACGUAAAAAGCAAGCGUCCGAGCAAAUUCGGUUCAAAUAUUUGCGAUUUAAGCGAUAGCUACGGCGAGUGGUGACGUUGACUGCUGUCCGCGGUUUUUCGAUGGGCUCUUCUCUCUCAAGAGAGAGUUCUCUCUCUUGAGAACUCGGGCAUAAAGUUUAGGCUUUCGCUCGCUAUGGCCCAAAAACCAUCGACAGAUUAAAAGCAAUGCCCCCGAUUGCGCGUUGCGUACUCUGCCGCUCGCCACCGCUCAUUUUUGCAACCCCUCCUUCACCAGGGUUUGCGAGUCGAUUCGCGGUUGGCAAAAGUGGGAAUUUUUGACGUGCGCAGAAGUGCAUUUUGGAGCCGGCUGCAGUGGCGUGGCUGGAAAUUGGAAUUUGUCCCAAGCAAUGGCUGAUGCGAUUUUCUUUGGGUCUUUCGGUAAAGUCACGGAGAUAGGUUCAGGACGACCGCUUGUGUUACGAUCGAAACAUCGUAUAGCGUUUUUUUGUUCUUUUCUUUGAACCUAUUCUACGUGACUUUAUCGAAUGACCCAAAUGAUAUGAAUUCCUGCAGUCACGAAAGCUUUAAGUCAAGAUUUAAUGGCUAAUGCUGCUGUAGCAGAACUAAGGGCCCCAGAGCAUUGCAUUUCCCCCCCCUCCCUCUUAGCUCCACUUCUUUGUCUUAAUUUCCCACUCAAAAGCCCCAUUUUUUUUGUUUUUGUAACAAAUGCAAAUGUGUCAUUUUUGAUUUGGGAGGUAGAAUUUUUAUAUAUAAAAAUUUGGUUUAAGAAUUGUCUGUCCUGCAAACAUUGCUGCUUUUUUGUGCUGAAAUGUGUGCUCUGGACUGUGCUGUCAAAUAGUUGUGUUUGGUCUGCAUUUCCUUGAUUUGGUGCGUUGUACCUUGUUGUUGUUGUACCAUGGCUUCCGCGUUGUAUGUUAGGCCGAGCUUCUCCGCUCUGUGCUUUUGUCCGGUGGGGUGAAUGGGGUGCGUGGGGUGGUUGGGACACGUUUCCAUUCGAAAUGGCCUCUGAAUUUAGGAGUUUUGGGUUAUCCGUGGAAUUAUUUGUUUGCGUGUGGGAGUUUUUCUUUUCUUCCGUUCUCCCUUCCUGCAACGAAUUCGACCAGGUUCUCAGUGGUGAGCUAUGGAUAAAAAAAAGCGGAAAUAGCAUCAAUGUUUCGUGUUGUGGAAAUAUUAAAUGUGUGUGUGCGCGCGCGUUUGUGUUUUUAGUUUGGCAGGGCGACAACAAAAAAAUCGAUCUCUAUAUCACUACGUGGAGGUGUUAACGUGUUGUGACAGGUAUGGUGGGAGGAGGAGGAGGGGGGUUGGUGCAGUGGCUGCUGUUGCGAUUCUCAUAUCUCGUGACCAGGUCAGAGGACCCCACGCUGAUGAGGGGAGUGGCAAUGGGCCGCCACUUGUUUUGAACCGCGAGGGGUGUUUGCCAUCGGCUGGCACGCCCGUCCGUCACAACGUGGAGCGGAGAGAAGUGACGUUUCCAACCAAACGCCCGUGACCUCGUGCACGUUAGGACCCCAUCCCCCCCCUCCCCAGCGUUAGCGGGACUUAAUGAUGUUGGCGGCUCAUUUAAAUUCUGUAAAAACAACAGGCCAUUGGCUGCAGUGCUCUUUUAUUGGUACUUAUGUAAAAAGGAGAAAAAUCCACAGCAAAUUCGGUUGAAAUAUUUGCGAUUUAAGCGGUAAAUAGGGCGAGUUGGCUGCUGUCCGCGGUUUUUCUAUGGGCUCUUCUCUCUCUUGAGAGAACUUUAUGCCCGAGUUCAGUUCUCUCUCUCACGAGAGAGAACUCGGGCAUAAAGUUUAGGCUUUUGCUCGCCCCCCGUUCAUCACUGGGGGGGGGGGGGGGGGUGGGGUCAACGUAUGGCCCAAAAGCCAUCGACAGAUAAAAAUCAACGCCCCCGAUUGCGCGUUGCGUACUCUGCCGCUCGCCACCGCUCAUUUUUGUAACCCCUCCUCCCUCCCCCACCAGGGUUUGCGAGUCGAUUCGCGGUUGGCAAAAGUGGGAAUAUUUGUUUUGUUUUUUCUCUUCCCGCCCUACCCAUCUCGCUCGCUCGCUCUCCCACCAGGCGUUUGGCCUAGCAUGAUCUCCGCACGGUUGGGGUGGGGGUGGUGGUGGUUGCAGGUUUAUUUGUGCAGGUAUUUCCAAGGCCGUUUUCAGAUGCAUACAUACGUGGUUGUUUUUUUAAUUUUUUUCCCCAUUGCAGUAGGUUUCCUAUGCCUCGGUGGGUGGGUUACCAGGGCAUCUGGUGCAAGUUUAAAAAUAAAAAAAAACAUCAGGUUCAUUUGUACACAGUUUUUACAAGAUUUAAAAAAUAACAUUUCAAACAGGAAGGGGGUGGGUAGAUCUUUUAUAAUCACAAAAUAGCAAAAAAAAAGACAACAUGCAACCGUGUGUGUUUUUGAUCACAAAAUAUUUUCCAUGUCAUUACAAUUUUGACUGUAUUGUCUUGUGGUAGAGUAAUAAUAUUACAUAGGCAGUUUGGAUUGUAUAAAUAAGAAGAUAAAUGAUCUAUACGUGUGUUCCUUUGCCUCGGGAUAAGUGUGUAUUUAAACAUGCAAAAUACCAGCUCAAAAGCAUUGCAAAAGAGUAGGUAGUGUAGUUUAAAGGCUUCGACAUUGAGCUAAGUUUAAUAAUGAAAUAAAAAAAUAGAGCAUUACUGUUUCGUCACUCUACAGUUUCAGAAUUGAGUGUUUGUAUUUUUAUACAACUUAGUCAUGCAGACAUCGCUGUUUUAUUAAAUUGUUUUUUUGUGAGUAAAUUGUAGUAAUAGGUAAUAAAAACAUGUUGAAAAUA
Lethenteron reissneri (Far Eastern brook lamprey) is the source of this 7138-nucleotide messenger RNA. RefSeq lists its product as uncharacterized. Lineage: Eukaryota; Metazoa; Chordata; Hyperoartia; Petromyzontiformes; Petromyzontidae. Gene Ontology annotation, molecular function: nucleosomal DNA binding. The record is from RefSeq and is a predicted model, not a curated record. Gene Ontology annotation, cellular component: chromatin; nucleus.